AUGUCUCUCUUUGAAACGUUGACCGGUCCAGGAAUCCAUCCGGUUUCUGAAUCUUCUUCUAAACCUACAUUCACCUUCACAGCGGCAACGCGUCAAAUCUCACAUCUAGCAGAUGUCUUCCAAGCGGUGUCUUCGAUAAAUAAUCAAGCAUUGAUGAUGAUCUCGCCCCGGGGAAUCUCCAUCUAUUCCGAGCUGAACCAUGUAAUGAAUGCCCAUCUGACCAUAGACCCUUCAUUGUUCAGUACCUAUAAUUUUUACUCUGAAGACACUUGUAACAACACACAGGAUUCUCAUCCAAUCAGUGAGGAACUUCGAUUUGGUAUUGAUUUAAAAUUAAUUAGUGAUAGUUUCAAUUCAGUUCCCACUCCUAACGUUGGCACUACCAUCAUCAGAAAGAAGAGAAGUUCUUCCAAUCGUAAUAAUAGUAAUAUUGGUAAUCAUCCAGAUGAUGAAGAAGAGGAGGAAAGUCCUGGUGGUGGUGGUGAUGGAAGCAUAUCCGGGGACGUCACGUGCUACAUCACGUACAACGGCGAUGGUACACCAUUAAUUAUAGAGUUUGAAGAUGCAUUUAUUAGUGAAAAGAUUGAGUUUCUAACGUUCUACACCGACUUGAAGUCUCCUUAUGAUGACGAGAACAUGGACGACGUAGAUGAAGAUGUCAAUGUAGGACUCACAAUCAAUCGUGAGGAAGUGGAAUUUGAUCUUAUAUUGAAAAGUGACGUUUUGGCCAAUUUAUUGAAAGAUCUUCAACAAAUAGCCACAGUGGACUUGUAUAUGUAUGUAUCGAACGAGAUAUCAACGUUGGGGGAGAGUAAAAAGAGGAAAAAAUCGAGGAAUAAACAACAAUCACUGCCACGUAGAGGUCCUCAAUUUAUUCGUAAUGAAGUAAAUUUCAUCUCCAAGGGACCCAUUGGACACCUGAAGUUAAUAUUCCCCAAUGAAAAAACCAUUCUUGAGAAAAUCUCUGUUUAUGAACAAGGUUUACAAACGGAUGAAGGACGGUCAACGACCACCAUGAUCCCAGCAAAUAAGGCCAUUGUUGCCUGUUAUAACUUUGCCAAUUUCAACAAAAUCUUCCGAUCAGUACGUCUUUCAAGUAAAUGUAAGAUCAGUAAAGAUCUUUCAGGGACUCUAUCGGUGCAACUUCUUUGUAAAAAUUCAAGACUCCCAGGGUAUCUGGGCACCCUUAUCAUGUUUAAUAUGUUGGGACUUUCUUCAAUAAGUGAGAAUUAUGCGCUAGAACAUUAUAAGGAAGAACAAGUGGAGAAAACCAAAGAUGAACCACUCACUAUCAACAAUAUAUUUGAUGAUGAAGCAUAUGAGUACCGCUCGAAUUCAACCACAAUGGUUUCCGAGGAUAUAUCGACGGGACUUAUCGAUGAGUAUGAAGUUUUGGGUGGGAAUGACCUGACUUCUGAACCAAUGGUUCAAGUAGAUACCACGAUCACUGCAUCGGAAAGAAGAGGCAGAGACAUGGAAAAUAUCGAGGAAAGGGGUGCAUUGGUAGAGAUACCUUUAUUUUUGUAG
This is a messenger RNA of [Candida] anglica, 1527 nucleotides long. NCBI's taxonomy places the organism in Eukaryota, Fungi, Ascomycota, Pichiomycetes, Serinales, Debaryomycetaceae. The record is from the annotation of a GenBank genome assembly.